AUGAUCAAUAAUGAAUUAAAAGAUAUAUUUUCUUCAAAUGAUUUUAAUUCAAAAACAUGGAUAAAUAAUUUAUUAAGUGAUUGUGGUGGUAGUGGUAGUAGUAGUGGUAAUGCAAAAUCUAAUCAACAAUCAAUAUUAACAGAUCAAAAUAAUAUAAAAGCAGAAUUAGAAAUUGAAAAUAUAUGUUCAAACUAUUUAUCAAAAUUACAAUUAUAUCAAAUUGAACUAAAUAUAUCAUUAGAGAGUAUAACUAGUGAAUCAUUAUUAAUUGUACCAAAAUCAAUUAGAGAAGUGGAUAGAAUUAGAAAAGAAUCAUUACAUUUAAAGAACCGUAUUAAAAGUAUAUCAUCUAAAAUCGGAGAGAUGAAUAAUGAUUCACCCCAAUCAAUGGAGACAGUGUCGGUCAUUGAGAAAUUGGAUCAGGUGAAAUCUAGAAUGGAGAUAUCAAUUCGUUCGUUAAAAGAGGCAGAGAAGUUAUUAUCUUUCUCUAAAACUGUAGACCAGUUAUUCUCAUCAAACGAUUACCUAAUGAUCUCUGAUAAAUUGGAAGAAGUGAAACAGUCAUUAUCAGUCCUAUCAGACGUACCCGAGUUUAGAGAACAGUCAAAGAAAUUCAAUGUAUAUCAAGAUCGUUUAGAAUCGCAAUUAAAACAACCACUUCAACAAUCAUUACAACAAAAAGAUUUAGAAUCUUGUAAAAACUAUUUAAAAAUAUUUACAAAUAUUCAACGUCAAGAUAAAUUCUUUAUUUAUUAUUAUCAAGUUAGAAUCGAUCCUUUAAAAUUAUUAUGGAAUUCUUAUUCGUCGUCGUCGUCGUCGUCAUCGUCAUCAUCAAACUUUCAUAAUUGGUUAUCAAAAUUUUAUGAUGAAGUUUUGGUAAUGAUAAAUAGUGAAUUCAAUUGGUUGUCGGGAUUAUGUCCAAUAGAUUAUAUUCAAGUAUUGGAGAAUUUAAUCAUUCAUUUAUUCACUACGAUUAAUCCAAAUGUUCAAAGUAGAAUUGAUCAAGCCAUUACGAUUGCCAAUCAAACAACUCAACAACCAAUUAAAGUUAAUGAACUAUUAUCAAUUUAUAAAACAACUUGUUCUUUCUUAAAAUCAUUAUCACCAAUAUUUCCAAACAUAAUUAAUUCCUCUUCAACACCAACUACUUCACCAGCAGUAGAUAAAUUAUUUAAAGUAAUAUUUGAACCAUAUAAAUACUUUCAAAAUAAAUUUAGUGAAUAUGAAAUUAAAUCAGUUAAAUCACAAUUGCAAUCGAUUUCACCAAUUUUAACUUUACAAAAGAAGAGUGGUGGUGGCAGUGGUGGUAGUGGUAAUGCUGAUUUUACAAAUAUAAUUAAAAAUAUCGAGAAUCAAUUUAUACCAAAAUCAUUUCAAAUCGCACAACAAUCAAUUGAAAGAUUCUUUGAUUUCACACAUACAACUGAUAUCGAUAGUUAUGUCAAUACAGUUUUAAAUCAAAUAUUCACUGAAAUCUCUUUAAUUCUAAGAGAUACAAUUAAUGAAUUAAAAUUUAUAACUGGUUUAACAACAAAUUAUAUUAUUGGUAGUAGUGGUACUUUUCCAAAUUUUAAUCAACAACAACAACAAAUAAAUACACCAUCAAGCAUUAAUGGUGAAGUUGAUCCAGUUAAAAAACUUACAAAUAGUCAUACUAGAAGUCAUUCAAGAAGUGGUAGUGGUAGUGGUAAUAGUAAUAGUAAUAGUGUUGGAACAAGUGCAACAUUACAAAAUUGGGAAUACUUUCAAGGUGCAAUGAAUUUACUUCAAUCAAUUCAUCAACUUUUAAAUAAAUUUCAACAAUUUGAUAAUUCAACUAGUUUAAAUAUUAUUCAUUAUCUUGGUAAUAGUAAUAAUAGUAAUAAUAGUAGUAGUAAUAAUGAUAAUGAUCAAUUCAUUUGUAAUAUUAGAAAAUUUUUAUUAGGUAAAGAUUUAAAUAAAAUUCAAAAAUUACAAAUUAGUGUACAAAAUUUAGAGAAUAUAAUAUCAUCACCACUUCCACUAUCAUCAUCAUCAUCAGUUUCAAAAGAUCAAUCAAUUUCAAAGAAACCAUUACUUUUACAAGAAUCAUUUAAUCAAAUUUCAAAACUUUUAUCAAUUUCUCAACAUUUUGUAUAUGAAACUUUAAUUUAUUUCAUUAAAUUGAAAUUAAAGGAAUUACCAAAAAUAGUUUCAAAUGAAUGGAAUAAUAAUAAUAAUAAUAAUAAUAACCCAAGUCAAAAUAAUGGCGGUGGUGGUGGCGGCGGUCUAAGUUACAUAUCACAAAUUACUGAUCAUUUAUUAACUAUACCACAACAAUUAGAUCCAUACUCUGAAGAAGAAUUAACAAGAUUUUCAUUAUCAACAUCAUUACAAUAUCCAAUUAAAACAUGCUCGAAUUCUGAAGAUGAUUUUUAUCAAAAUCUUUUAAUUCAAUAUCAAAGAGAAAAACAAUUUGAUGAUGAACAAUUAUUAAUUGAAAAAUUAAAAGAAAAACAAGAACAACAACAAGAACAACAAGAAAAAGAACAACAACAAGAAAAAGAACAACAAGAUGCUGAUCAAGAUAUUAAUAUUAAUACAAAUAAUAAUAAUGAAAAUGAUGAAAAUGAUGAAGAUGAUGAAUUGGAAGAUGGUAUUGCUCAUCAAUGGAUUACAAUUGUAGCAAAAGCAACUGAAAAAUUAUAUUUACAAACAAUAGUUGAAAUUAUAACAUUAAAUGAACCAUCAUGUCAACAACUUAGUAAUGAUAUUGGUUAUUUAUUUAAUGUAUUAUCUGCUUUAGGUGUUAGUGCUGAACCUUUAUUACAAAAAACUCAAUCAUUAUUAGAAAUGAAUCGUGAUACUUUUACUUCAUUUUAUCAUCAACAAUUACAUAAUAAUAAUAACAAUAAUAAUAAUAAUAAUGGUAAUAGUAAUAAUAAUAAUAAUAAUACAAAUAAUAUAUCUUUGCUAACAAAUGCUGAAAAGAAUAUUUGUAAUUUAAUUGGUAAAAUGAGAAAUAUUAAAUAA
Messenger RNA from Dictyostelium discoideum AX4, 2991 nucleotides. RefSeq names its product oligomeric Golgi complex component (gene cog7). The record is from RefSeq and is a predicted model, not a curated record. Gene Ontology annotation, cellular component: COG complex; Golgi membrane. The coding region runs from base 1 to 2991 and encodes 996 amino acids. The transcript has a single exon. Gene Ontology annotation, biological process: intracellular protein transport. NCBI's taxonomy places the organism in Eukaryota, Evosea, Eumycetozoa, Dictyosteliales, Dictyosteliaceae.